Messenger RNA from Phodopus roborovskii (desert hamster), 2871 nucleotides. RefSeq names its product PNN interacting serine and arginine rich protein (gene Pnisr). Gene Ontology annotation, cellular component: presynaptic active zone; nuclear speck. Bases 112 to 2562 code for a protein of 816 amino acids. The transcript is spliced from 12 exons. Gene Ontology annotation, molecular function: RNA binding. NCBI's taxonomy places the organism in Eukaryota, Metazoa, Chordata, Mammalia, Rodentia, Cricetidae. The record is from RefSeq and is a predicted model, not a curated record.
GGGCGCCAUCUUGCCUUGUUCAUGAAGAAGUAGAAGCAUCGAAAGGGUUGGAGAGAAUCACAGGAACGGUGGCGACGGCGCGAUUCGGGAACCGGAGCGGAAGCGUAAAGGAUGUGGGAUCAAGGAGGACAACCUUGGCAACAAUGGCCCUUGAACCAGCAACAGUGGAUGCAGUCAUUUCAGCACCAGCAGGAUCCAAGCCAGAUUGACUGGGCUGCUUUGGCACAAGCUUGGAUUGCACAAAGAGAAGCUUCAGGACAGCAAAGCAUCGUGGAACAACCACCAGGAAUGAUGCCAAAUGGACAGGAUAUGCCUGCAAUGGAGUCUGGUCCAAAUAAUCAUGGAAAUUUUCAAGGGGAUUCGAAUUUUAACAGAAUGUGGCAACCAGAAUGGGGAAUGCAUCAGCAGCCCCCACACCCCCCUCCAGAUCAGCCAUGGAUGCCACCAACACCAGGCCCAAUGGACAUUGUUCCUCCCUCUGAAGACAGCAACAGUCAGGACAGUGGGGAGUUUGCCCCUGACAACAGGCAUAUAUUUAACCAGAACAAUCACAACUUUGGUGGACCACCUGAUAAUUUUGCAGUGGGGCCGGUGAACCAGUUUGACUAUCAGCAUGGGGCUGCUUUUGGUCCACCGCAAGGUGGAUUUCAUCCUCCUUAUUGGCAACCAGGACCUCCAGGACCUCCAGCACCUGCACAGAAUCGAAGGGAACGGCCACCAUCAUUCAGGGACCGACAGCGCUCGCCAAUUGCACUUCCUGUGAAGCAAGAGCCUCCCCAAAUUGAUGCAGUAAAACGCAGGACUCUUCCAGCCUGGAUUCGUGAAGGCCUUGAGAAAAUGGAACGUGAAAAACAGAAGAAAUUAGAGAAAGAAAGAAUGGAACAGCAGCGUUCACAAUUGUCAAAAAAAGAAAAGAAGGCCACAGAAGAUGCUGAAGGAGGAGAUGGCCCUCGUUUACCCCAGAGAAGUAAAUUUGAUAGUGAUGAAGAAGAUGAAGAUGCUGAAAACACUGAGGCUGUGAGCAGUGGGAAAGUCACCAGAAGUCCAUCUCCAGCUCCCCAGGAAGAGCACAGUGAGCCGGAGAUGACCGAAGAAGAGAAGGAAUAUCAGAUGAUGUUGCUGACAAAAAUGCUUCUAACGGAAAUUCUUCUGGACGUCACAGAUGAAGAAAUUUAUUAUGUAGCCAAAGAUGCACACCGGAAAGCAACGAAAGCUCCUGCAAAACAGCUGGCACAGUCCAGUGCACUGGCCUCCCUCACUGGCCUCGGUGGACUGGGUGGUUAUGGAUCAGGAGACAGUGACGAUGAGAGGAGUGACAGAGGCUCUGAGUCAUCUGACACUGAUGAUGAAGAAUUACGGCACCGAAUCCGGCAAAAACAGGAAGCUUUUUGGAGAAAAGAAAAAGAACAGCAGCUAUUACAAGAUAAACAGAUGGAAGAAGAAAAGCAACAAACAGAAAGGGUUACAAAAGAGAUGAAUGAAUUUAUUCACAGAGAGCAAAAUAGUUUAUCACUGCUAGAAGCAAGUGAAGCAGACGGUGAUGUGGUUAACGAAAAGAAAAGAACUCCAAAUGAAGCUCCAUCAGUUUUAGAGCCCAAAAGAGAGCAUAAAGGGAAAGAGAAGGAGCGAAGGAGUAGGUCAGGGAGCAGUAGCAGCGGCAGCUCCAGCAGCAAUAGCAGGACUAGCAGCAGUAGCAGCUCCGUCUCCAGCUCUUCAUACAGCUCCAGCUCAGGCAGCAGCUGCACAUCCUCCCGGUCCUCUUCUCCUAAAAGGAAAAAGAGACACAGUAGGAGCAGGUCUCCCACAGUGAAAGCUAGACGCAGCAGGAGCAGGAGCAGGAGCUACUCUCGCAGAGUGAAGGUAGACAGCAGUAGAGCUAGGGUGAAGCUGAGAGACAGGAGGAGAUCUAAUAGAAGUAGCAUUGAAAGAGAAAGACGAAGAAACCGAAGUCCCUCCCGAGACAGACGUAGAAGCAGAAGUCGCUCAAGGGAUAGACGAGCCAAUCGUUCCAGUCGCAGUAGGAGUCGAGAUAGGCGUAAAAUUGAGGAUCCACGUGGAAAUCUUAGUGGGAGCAGUCAUAAGCAUAAAGGUGAGGUUAAAGAACAAGACAGGAAAAAGGAGAGGAGUCGAAGCGUAGAUAAAGACAGGAGAAAGAAAGACAAAGAAAGGGACCGCGAGCAGGACAAAAGAAAAGAGAAACAGAAAAGGGAAGACAAAGAUUGUAAAUUCAGUAGUCAGGAUGAUCGGUUAAAAAGGAAGCGAGAAAGUGAGAGGGUGUUCUGUAGGAGUGGUUCUAUAUCUGUGAAAGUAAUAAGACACGACUCUAGACAGGAUAGUAAGAAAAAUGCUACCAAAGACAGUAAAAAGCAUUCAGGUUCUGAUUCUAGUGGAAGGAGCAGUUCUGAAUCCCCUGGAAGUAGCAAAGAAAAGAAGGCUAAGAAGCCUAAACAUAGUCGGUCGCGCUCCAUGGAGAAAUCUCAAAGGUCUGGUAAGAAGGCAAGCCGCAAACACAAGUCUAAGUCCCGAUCAAGAUCAACAACCCCUCCCCGUCGUAAGCGCUGAGGAAUGAUGUGGCAAGAAUGCCAUGAUGCUGUUUUUAAAAAUUCCAUGAGUUUUAAGGGCUUGUCUCAUUAUAGAGGCACAUUGUGGCUGUGUAGGUGAAACCAGAUUUUUUUUUUUUAAUUGUGUAAAUAGGUGUCUUUUUUCCAAAUGCUGCUCCAAGUUAAUAGGAUUUCUUUGUAUUACAUUUUUUCAAGAAAUAGUACAUAAUAAGACUCUAAAUAUGCCAUUCUCUUUCAGCUGUAAUGUUCUUACAAUUAUUCUUGAAUGUACUGUGAUGUCAAUAAAGCUCUUCAGUUAAUUUUUGUUAAA